GACACUUCACUCUCACAGUGCCUAGGCCUCUCUCCACCCAGAAGAAUAAAAUAAUGGGUAUCAGCGAUCUGUUAGGCUAAUAUGAGAGAAUGCUGAGGAGCAACUUGUGAUAGACUAGCAUCCCAUGAUUCCCAUCUACGGGGGUGGGAAGGGAGCAAUACAGCUCUAGCUGCUUUAUACUACUGAAAGAAGGGUUGCAAUGUAAACACGGAGAGCUACAAGUAUGAUUGUCAAGCCAUUUGAACUAAAAACUACAAGUGUAAGGCAUUGAUAGUUUUACUCGCAAAAUCUACUUGUACACUGCACAUGUAACUCAAGAAGACAUUAUCGGGGGAUAAAUCCUCCCUCCAUCCAUUGCCCACUCUAAACACUUGAUUUUGGAAAGAGCAGCUUCCUCUGCAGUUUAGACAUCGUUCUCUGUCCCUCAUGGUAAUCCAACUGGGUGUUUGUACUCUCAGUCGCCAUUCCCUCUGGCACAGUGAUGUUACUACUACUUGCUCCGGUUUUGGUUGUAAUACAUGUAAAUGCUUUUUUAUUUGAGGGGGUUAUAAGCACUCUGCCCAACCUCCAACCUGCAGGGCUGGUAUGUUUUCUGUUUAUUUCUGCAAACUGGAUUUAGGGCAUCAGCAACCCGCCCUCGCAUCUCCAGAAUAUGGCAUACACUGUUAAAGUAGCAGUCCUGCAACAGGCAUGCUCUUGGUAGAAGCUUGGUUAGGACAGUCUAUUUGAGAUGGGAGCGGCCAGUCAGAGCAUUUUGAGGGUUAUGUGUAGGAGAUUAUCCCAAAUUCUACCCUGUGGCUGAUCCUAACCCAUUUUACGUGUAGAACAGGAUAACGUUUAAAUCUGUGAAACUUCUAGGCAUUUUCCCAACAAUACUGUCCCAAAUUUCUGCAUAGCCUGCUAAAGCAGUGAUUCGACUGAUAACAGGUGUCAGGGUAUUAAUUUUUUUUCAUAAAAUUAGGUAAAAAAUUAGGAUUUCAUUCAUUUUUUUUUUGCCACAAUAUUUUUUAACAUGUUAACUUUGUGAUCCUGUUCCAUUAUCAUCCUGAUGGCUAUCAAGGAACCAUCAACAGCAGGUAGAUGCAUCACUCCCAAAGGCACAAGCGAAAGGAAGGGCAUUUUAAAGGAAGGCAUAUCAAACAAACCUAAUCUUCCUGGGUCACCGCUAUCAAAAAGUGGAAGUUAUCUGAAUACUCUGGAGAAAUCAAAGUUCCAAAAUGAUGGCUUGGACUUUCACUGCUCGUUUGAAACUGACGGAAGCUCUGAGCAGGAUAUUGACAUUCCCUGCACCCAACCAGUAUCACACGACAAGAUACUUGAAGGUGUUGUUGCAUUCAUUGAGGCACGUUCCAACACUGAAAACAGAUUUGAAGGAAUCUCAAAACAGAUGGAAAUGCUGGGAGCAACAGUGGUCAAGAAAUUCACCCCAGAGGUUACACAUGUGAUCUUUAAGGAUGGCAAAAAGACAACGCGGGAUAAGGCGAUAAAGAAGGGUAUCCACCUGGUGUCAGUACUUUGGGUGGAGAGCUGUCGGCAGAGCGGAAAACAUGUAUCUGAAGACCUUUUCCCAGUUGUUGAACCAGAGCAGGCUGUUACACCACUUAUGGUUGGACGGCUCAAGAGGACAAAAUCCAUGCAGCCUAAAGCUUUUGAGGAGGAUGUUCAAAACAGUGCAGACAGGGGAGACAGAAGGAGAAAACGGAAACUACUAGCCGAGAAUUUAACUCCAACAGCCAUGGUUUUCUGUGCAGAAACUCAAGAUCCAUACAGCCCAAUUGCCGUCAAUCCUCCGCUUACUCCGCAUAUGGUACCAGACACUCCCUGUCAUGAAAUACCUUCUCCUUUAACCAAAACACUUAGUUAUGGUGGAGACUCUCCAAAAGAACCAAUUGAAUCUGACUGCAAAGAAACUGACCAAUCACCAGACAGCAACCAAGAUGUCCCAUCAAGCAUCAAUAAACUGAAAAAAAGGCUCCUGAAGUGCACACCAUCCCGAUUACCCACCCCACCCGCGGAACAAAAGAAGACGCCAGCAGCUCAGAUAAGAAAAACGCCUACGGAUGUACUGCUCACAGGUAAAAGUUUGUCCAGAGGUGGUAAAUCUAGAUCAGUUUUAGGAAAAUUUGAGACAAGAAGCCCCAAUGGUUUGUACAUGUAUGCUUGACUCUGGAUCUGUGCUCUGGGUUACGUGUAGAUCCCUGGUUGGGGUCAUCGUAAUGGGUUCUUGUGCAAGGCAAUAUUAUUCAACCCGGAAUAAGCAAUGGCAGUAGGGACCUCGACGCAGACCUUACUUACCCCUUAACGGCCUUUUUUGGUGUACGUCCUGCGUUUAGAAUCAUCAAAUACAUGUAUUACUUGAUGCCUGCGACUAUUUUUAGCCAGGCGAGUGUAACAUGUCCAAUGUACAUGUAAACUGACAGGAAGCAUCCACAGUUAUGCUAACCUUUCGCUUGUUACUAGUCUCCCAGCGUACAUGUCAUGACAGAUGCAGGGUAAAUUCAACGAGAGUUGUUUCGUAUCUUGUUAUCUAUAAAAAAAACGGUUUUCUCGUUUGCUUUGCUUUAGGAUUACUACGCUAAGUAAUUGGCCCAAAAAAAAAAUGCCGCGCCACUUUGUCAUCCAAUCAGGAGUAAAACCCAAAACUAAUCGUGACGCGUUCGC
This is a messenger RNA of Orbicella faveolata, 2661 nucleotides long. RefSeq names its product microcephalin-like. Lineage: Eukaryota; Metazoa; Cnidaria; Anthozoa; Scleractinia; Merulinidae. Gene Ontology annotation, biological process: mitotic cell cycle. The record is from RefSeq and is a predicted model, not a curated record.